AUGGCCAAUAAAUCUCCUGCCGACACGCCCCCGCCUACAUUGCAGCGAGGCAAGGCCUGCUUGCGUUGCAGGAAGCGUAAGAUGCGGUGCGAUGGUGUCAAGCCUGCGUGUCAACAAUGUGUCCGUGCAAAGAAGCCAGAGUGCUGUCAGUACGAUGACGGGCGAGGAAAAACAAGAACACAACUCCUACGUGAAAACAUCGAACGCUUGGAGCAGCGCAUACGGGAACUCGAGGAUCCCGAAUACACCUCGCCAUCAGUCACAUUGUACGAUCCUCACUUGCAUCAGCGCUCAGGAAGUUCUUCUUCGUCUAUAGCGGGAUCGCCUGGAAGCCCAGGGUUUUCCGCUGUCCACUCGCCCUUUCCUUCAGCUACCAAUUCUCCCCACGGUUCUUGGAUACAAGGUGUUCCCUCACCAUCCCCGACGCCAUUCAGUGACCCAUGGCAUGAAGAACAGCAACCAACUGUCGAACUUGCUCAGAUGCUUGUGGACAUUUUCUCGCCUCAUCGACACCAGUGCCUCCUUGGCAUACAUGUGGGUCGAUUGCGCGAGUCAUUUUCCCGAACAUCGCGGGAGCAGCGACAUCCUGUUCUAGCCAACGCCAUCUUCCUCUGGGCAUGCUACAUCUCCCGGCCAGGACCAUUAAGCCAACACGAAGCCCAUUAUCUUGACCGCGCCCUAGAAGCACUCAACAAUGCUAUCCGCUCACCCAACAAUCUGCUCGAUGUAAUACAGGCAUCGUGCCUAAUCUCAAUGUAUUUCCUCUCGAAUGGGCGGGCCUUAGAAGGCAGCUAUCACGCCAAUGCAGCAGCUACUCUAGCUGUCCAGUGCGGCCUACAUGGAGGUAUAGUAGGCGGAUCAGCGUUCGGAGCCUCCGGCGCAAAUGCGUCCUUUAAACUGGACCCUCCCAAAGACGCCAUCGAGCAAGGUGAACGCUUGUUGACGUUUUGGCAGGUUUUCAACCUGGAUAGGUGUUGGUCUGUGGUAUUACACAAACCUGUUGCCAUCCAGGAUGGACCAGAUCCUUAUACCUCUAUCCUCGUGCCAUGGCCGCAAGAUAUGAAAGAGUAUGAAUCUGGCCAAGUCAAUGAGAUUCAUGAUCAGACCAUCCGUAGCUUCUUCAGUGGUCAGGUGUCUAAUCUCGACGGGGGAUUCUCAACUCUUGCAUUGCGUGUAAAGGCCUCAGCCAUCUUUGAACGUGCUCAUCGACUAGCGGCGAAUUGGGACAAGCGAUUGUCCCUUUCAAGUGCAUUCACCGACGACUUCCAAACACUGGAACACACGAUUACACGUUUUAUUCCGAAUUUGAUCCCAGUACAUCAACUGGAUGCUACCAUGCCUGACGACAAGCAUGCUUUCCUUGUGAUACAUACCCUUGCUCACGCUGCAAUGAUCCACCUCUACUAUUCUUUCGGCCACGAUGAUCCAGUUUCCUAUGGUAAAUGUCUUCAGGCUGCGCGGUCUUGCGUCUCCGUUAUCAAGCACAUUGCCGAACCGGAUUAUGAAUUCCUGGAUCCUAUCAUGGGCCCGUGCUGGACAUGUGCUGUUGACACGCUGAUCCGAGAAGCCAGCAUUAUGGAAUCUUCGUGGCCUCCCGUCGACUGUACGGACAUCCAGUGCGAAAUAGGUACUCUUCUGUACGCCAUGACUAAGCUCAGCGCAAGAUUUCCGCUAUUGAGCUACUCAGUGGCUAAAACGCAGAAGAGACUAUCAGGACUCAGAUAG
Messenger RNA from Serpula lacrymans var. lacrymans S7.9, 1725 nucleotides. RefSeq lists its product as uncharacterized. The coding region runs from base 1 to 1725 and encodes 574 amino acids. Gene Ontology annotation, cellular component: nucleus. The record is from RefSeq and is a predicted model, not a curated record. Gene Ontology annotation, biological process: regulation of DNA-templated transcription; DNA-templated transcription. The transcript is spliced from 9 exons. Gene Ontology annotation, molecular function: zinc ion binding; DNA-binding transcription factor activity, RNA polymerase II-specific; DNA binding. Lineage: Eukaryota; Fungi; Basidiomycota; Agaricomycetes; Boletales; Serpulaceae.